Molecule: messenger RNA, 549 nt
Organism: Musca domestica (house fly)
Lineage: Eukaryota; Metazoa; Arthropoda; Insecta; Diptera; Muscidae
Exons: 3
Coding region: 1-549 (182 amino acids)
Source: RefSeq, a predicted model, not a curated record
AUGAAUUUUAUAUCUACCGCGCGUCCCUUCAUAAUGGAUUUCGAUAGUCUCAAUUAUGAGUUUAAUCCCCGAUUUGUUAAAUCAAUGAAUUUCAAAUUGAUACCCUACGACCAGCAUAAUGCCGUCAAUGUCAGUAUAUUUUUUCGACGCAUUAUCAAUAGCAUGCGUAUCAUCCAUUGGGUGACCACUGUCAAGGCGAAUGGGGAGAUAUGGAAAAUCUAUAAUGUCACCGUUAAUGGAUGUGACAUCAUAGCGGAUCAAUAUGCCAAACAGAAUACCAUAACGGAGGCGGUAAUUAAAAAAAUAAGAGAGAAAGUUCCGCAACUGCCACGGAAAUGUCCUUUCACAAAGGACACCGAAUUUUCUCUGAUAAACUUCUAUUUGGACGAAGAAAUGAUGCCAGUCUAUUUGCCAAAUAUUAAAUUCGAAACGGCCUUUAAUAUGUACACGAAAAAUGAUUAUCUCAUAAAAAUUAUGCUCAACGCUCAUGUUGAAUCGAAAAAGGGUCAACGAUCGGCAAAUGGAACUCGUAACAAAAAUGGAAUUUAG